UCAGUCAGGCAGCUGCGUCUUGGGUCGAGUCAGCGGUAGCUCGCCUGCAGCCCAGCUGGAGGGAUGAAGGCCCACUGGUGGAGCUGCGUGUUGGGGUUACUCUGCAUGCCUUCUGGGGUAACGCUCAGCGACUCGAAAGUUUCCCAAGACCCCACGUCCAUCUCUCUAACGAGAGUCAACUCCUCUGCUGAGAUCACCUGCUCCACGUUGCGGUCGGACCCGUUGAGCUUGUCCCUGCACAUGCGUUUUCCCAACACAAAGCAGAUUGCGUUCCUGGCCUUGAAGAACGGACUGGUGAGCAAGACCACGGCAGGCGCAGGAUUCCGCGGCCGGAUUCGCGCAGCUCCGGGCCAGUGGAUCGGGGACGGCCACGGGUUCACCGUGCAGCUGUCUCUGCUGGGACUGGAGGACACGAACCUGUAUUACUGCAGCUGGGAGUUCUUCAAAAAAGAGACGGCGACCUCUGAGACCCUGUCCAGCAAUGGCACUGUUAUAAUUGUCAGAGAGAGAGACCCCCAGGAGCAAUGCAGGGACCACAUCCUGGAUCGCAUCAUGAUUGGUUUGAGCUUGGCAGCGUUCUGCAUCGUACUGUUCCUCUGCGUCGCAGCGCUGAUCGUGAGACGCAAACGAUUCAGAAGGCGCUUCAGACCAGCCAGAGCCGCACCACCGACCAGACCCAACAGGCCUCAGCACAGCUGUCCUCAGCAUAGAGUUCAAUGUGACCCUUACUUAGUGACAUCUGUAAAUUCUUCGUAUUACAGAGGCAUUCUGUAAUGCUGAGAGUCGAUGAUGAUGUUAAGAGAUGACGAUUCUUUGAAACUGGUCGCCUGUAGAGUAGAUUUACUGAGCGAUGGGGUUGGUAACAGAUGAUUGAGAUAUAAUUGAGUCAGCGGCUCGGCUGACGUGCUACAUCCAGUAAAAGGUGUCUCACGUAUUGCUCUGCUUCUUUCCAUUUCCUUUUAUACAAAAAUGUGUAGAAUCUGCAGAAAAGGUGAUUGAGCUACCACAUCCUGGCUGGUGUGGGGUGUACAGGUGUUUCGUGAAUAAACUGCAGAGCGAGCGCUUUUGUUGCUCCCUUGUGCUUAAUUACACGCGAGCUUGAUCUGUUGACUCGUGUGCUUGUUCUAUGUGGUUCCUUUCAAUUUCCUUUGAACUUUCAAACGAAUGUGAACCACACGUUUUCUGUCUGAAUCGAUAUGUACAUUGAAUCUGAACUUUUUCCAAAUUUGAUGUUCCUUUGAAGAGUCUUAAAAAUACAAAUAAAAGUUUUUUUUUAAACCACCACUGUUUCCGUAUUCAGGAAAAAAAAAAAGAAAAUCCACCUCAAAAUGUCAUUUACAUAAUAUUUGUUAGUAUUACACCAUGCAGACUUGUCGGGUGGCAACUUUCUUUCAACACGUAGGCUAAAGUACCAGUUGUUAUUAUCACAUGACAAAUGAAUUCACACACAUACCUAGAUAAUAUACUAUUUCGGUAAUGCAAGCUGUCAGUCAAUGAUAGUUCCCGUCGAGGAAAAGAGCUAAUUCAUUUUGUACAUUGUCCAUGUGGAACCUUACGUGCUGAAUAGUCGUUGUUCCACGGACCGAUAUGAGUGUGACACAAGGUCCAGCCUUGAAAACAGUCUGUUCUGUUUACAACUAUGUGAUAAACUUCAUAUUUGUGAAAUAAAGAAGCGCGGCUCAAAACGCGUGCAUGUAGGCAACUGUUAGCAACAUUUAGCUACGUGUUAGUACCGGUUGAGAACACGCAGCCCAGGAAAGAUGGACGUUUUUCACCUUGGCUUUUGCUCUCAGUCCUGCUGACUGUCCAAAGCUCAUAGCAUAGGCAGGAAUGUUGAGCUGAUUAACGAAUACCAGGAACACAACGCAGUGGGUUUCACUAUUUCUUGAUUUAAAGCCAGGCGGCUUGUCCGUAGACACCGGAGGAAAUGAGCGGCCAUAAGAUGCUGUUUUCCGGGUUGAAGCUGUGGACAGCAGGAAGAAGUAGAUGGAUAAGUCGACUUCAUGAUGAUUGCAGCACGAAGGUGUGUAUUGUAGGAAGCGGUCCAGCAGGUUUCUACACGGCGCAGCAUUUGAUCAAGGCACGUCAAGAUGUUGAGGUGGACAUUUAUGAGCGGCUGCCCGUCCCCUUCGGUCUGGUCAGGUUCGGGGUGGCCCCUGAUCAUCCUGAAGUCAAGAACGUCAUCAACACGUUCACGCAGACAGCCCGACAGUCGCGCUGUCAUUUCUACGGUAACGUGAGUGUGGGGACGGAUGUGAGCGUUGAGGAGCUGAGGCACGCCUACCACGCAGUCAUACUGAGUUACGGGGCCGAGGGAAACAGGAGUAUGGGGGUGCCGGGAGAAGACUUGGCCGGGGUGCACGCUGCCAAAGACUUUGUGGGCUGGUACAACGGGCUGCCCAGCUGUCGAGAGGUACGCCUCAUAGGCUGUGUCCGUCAACUAGUGGAUGUUGACUGCGGUGUGACAAACGUCCUCCCACCGCACGUGAAAUGUGAUUAUGAGAGAAGUCAUAUUUUCCCCCUCUCUGCUGUCGGUUCUGCUCCUUUUUUAUCUUUAUCUUUGUCCGUUCAGCUGAGACCAGACCUGAGCUGUGAAACGGCAGUCAUUCUGGGACAGGGCAACGUGGCCUUGGAUGUAGCCAGAGUCCUGUUGGCUCCCCUUGACAUUUUGAAGAAGACUGACAUUACCCAACCGGCCCUGGAAGCCCUGGCAGAGAGCCAGGUCCGCAGGGUGCUGAUCGUUGGCAGGAGAGGACCCAUGCAGGUGGCUUGCACAAUCAAGGAGCUGAGAGAAAUGGUGAACCUGCCGAACACCAGACCUGAGUUGAUGGCGGCAGAUUUUGAGGGCGUCGCAGAGGCUCUCAAAGGUAGGAAAUGAGAUUGUAUCUUCAUAUUUCACUUCCUUUUUGACUGCCUCGCCAUCAUUCCGCUCUCUUCUUGAACCAGUGUGGAGACCAGGGCCUAAGAAUGAGCAUAGUGCACA
Molecule: messenger RNA, 2983 nt
Organism: Anarrhichthys ocellatus (wolf-eel)
Lineage: Eukaryota; Metazoa; Chordata; Actinopteri; Perciformes; Anarhichadidae
Product: NADPH:adrenodoxin oxidoreductase, mitochondrial-like
Exons: 10
Coding region: 1928-2878 (316 amino acids)
Molecular function (GO): oxidoreductase activity
Source: RefSeq, a predicted model, not a curated record